Messenger RNA from Pecten maximus, 1029 nucleotides. RefSeq lists its product as uncharacterized. The transcript is spliced from 3 exons. The record is from RefSeq and is a predicted model, not a curated record. The coding region runs from base 147 to 995 and encodes 282 amino acids. NCBI's taxonomy places the organism in Eukaryota, Metazoa, Mollusca, Bivalvia, Pectinida, Pectinidae.
GCGCCUUUAAUAAUACAUCCAACUUCCGGUGCUUGAUCCAUCGCCACCACUUGACAUGUUCUGUUCGAAUCUCGUACUGGAAUUAUGCAGCUACUCAUGCAAUAUUAAUUAAAAGAGAUCCGUGCAUCAUCUGAAUCAACGAAGAAAUGUACAAGCAUCCAAGCUUCUAUCAGAGGCUUCUACUACAGUCAAGAAACUCGCAGACACAGAAAUACCUUCCAGCUACAAACUUGAACACUCCUUGUCAGCGAUUCCAUUUGAAUACAACUCUUGAAUCAUCACAACAAAGCAAUGCCAGUCAAAAUAAAACAAGAGAACCGAAGAAACCUUAUCGGAAAAGAACUGAUGCAAAAGUGCACUCCAUUAUUAAUUCUGACGAUCCGGUGCUGAAUCAACAGAAUUUAUACCCCGAAAAUCAAAGUGCACAAUCCAUGAGCAAAGAUUCGCGUCGGGAAAAGUUGGCUAAUCCACAUCUUGCAAUUUUCAGAUCAGAUGGCCUAGAUCCGUUACAUUAUUCACUUGUUUACAACAAUGUUAAAGAAACAGAGUUAUUUGGAACAAAAAGGCAUCUCAUUGCUAAUGUAGGUAUAAGACUGGGCCUGGGUUGGAUGGUCGCGAAUCUUGCCUUUGUGAGUGUGGUCGACUUUCACGUUAUUCCACAACAUUUACAGAUUUUCAUUGGACUAGCUGCUGUAGGAUAUAUAUAUACUUGUUACCGAUUUAUAUACUAUAGGAAAGCGUACAGGGAAACAGUUUUUCGGCUUUACAAGGAAAAUUACGGAUUCAACAAAAAGUAUGUUAUGAUUAGGCCGUACAUGUUCACAUCUUCAAAACAAAAAGUGUUUACUGAAUUGGAAAUGAAGUUGGAUCAAGAAAAACAUCCAGAGCGUUUCCAGUUAAACUGGAGAAAAUAUCGUCUAGUUCCUGAGAACUUUUUACCCAGCCAUAAGUCAUUCCUGUGGGAAGUUUUGGGACAUAAGUAUAAACCAAACUAAAAUUAAAAAGUCGUCUAGAUGAAUUUUAAUGUGA